AUGAAGUCCGUCAUUGCUACCAUUAUUCUGGCCGCCAGCUCGGCAUUCGCCGUCCCUACAGCAGUCAAGCGUUCCUCCAGUUUCCAGGUCACCGACUUCUGGGCCAUCGCAGCUUACCCAGGAAGUAGCGCUUCUAUGCACUUUGCCCUCACUGAUCCUAACUACCCCAAUGACACCCCCACGGACUGCAACUUGAUCUGGACUUAUGGCCAGUCGCCGAAACAGAGCGCCCGAUGCAACAAUGGGGAGUACUAUAUUAAGUUCCCGCAAGGUGCUCCCGACUACAAUCUGUUCACUCUGGAGCUUGAGCGAGUGAAUGGAACUACUACAGAGGACCGCCAGAUCCUGCUUAGUUCGAACGCCAAUGGGGGUGCCCCUGGAACUAAGUGGAUCUGUGUGAAUAACCCUUCGGAGAACAUUAGGAUUCGCUGCGAUUACGACGGCACUCUGGAGUUCUGA
This is a messenger RNA of Penicillium subrubescens, 459 nucleotides long. RefSeq lists its product as uncharacterized. The transcript has 2 exons. Lineage: Eukaryota; Fungi; Ascomycota; Eurotiomycetes; Eurotiales; Aspergillaceae. The record is from RefSeq and is a predicted model, not a curated record. The coding region runs from base 1 to 459 and encodes 152 amino acids.